AUGUUUAGGACCAAACGAGCCCUUUGGCACAAGCUGGCCGACACCGUCGUCGGAGAGUUCGGCGGCGUUGUCACCGCUGACCAGGCCGAAAACAAAUGGAAGUCCUUGGAGAGAGCGUACAAGAACGCCAAAUCAAAAAACAACAAGUCGGGCCACUCUAGGGUGCAUUUUGAAUACGAGGACGAGCUUCAUGACAUCCUCGAGAAAGAGCACCAUAUUUCACCAACUGUGUUGUUGGCGCCGGGAAGAGUGCUUGAAAAGGAAGGAGACACCAGCGCCGAGGUUGAAACCUCCCGAGGAACAGAGGCAGGACCCUCCUCCCUUGCCUUAGGGGUGGCUCCGCCCUCAAACCAGCGUGCUCCGGCCGGUACACCGAGCAAGAGAAAGAGGGAAACCGCCCUGGGCUCGCUGCUCAAGGUGUUCGCCGACAUGGAGGAGAGUCGCAAGAAACGACAUAAGGACCGGAUGGCUCUUCUCGAGCGCCUGGUGACUGCAAUCGAAAAGAGCGCGCCGGCACAGUAG
Ixodes scapularis (black-legged tick) is the source of this 522-nucleotide messenger RNA. RefSeq lists its product as uncharacterized. The coding region runs from base 1 to 522 and encodes 173 amino acids. The record is from RefSeq and is a predicted model, not a curated record. The transcript has 3 exons. Lineage: Eukaryota; Metazoa; Arthropoda; Arachnida; Ixodida; Ixodidae.